Molecule: messenger RNA, 2452 nt
Organism: Pipistrellus kuhlii (Kuhl's pipistrelle)
Lineage: Eukaryota; Metazoa; Chordata; Mammalia; Chiroptera; Vespertilionidae
Gene: ZSCAN2
Product: zinc finger and SCAN domain containing 2
Exons: 3
Coding region: 262-2103 (613 amino acids)
Source: RefSeq, a predicted model, not a curated record
GGUUGGGGGGCGGGCCCCCUACCGUCCAUUGUUCUUGGUGCCCCUCGGGCCGGAGCCCGUCGCGACUCCCGGGGCCGGGCCGUGCCCCGGGCGCUUGUGCACACAAAGCCGCCGCCGCUGCCGCCGGAGCAGGAUCUGGUCCCCGGGGAGCUGGGCUGCUUGUCGAAAUCCGAGGAGGGACCUGUCUUCUCGGAGAGCGUGGCUGGAUAAGACGGAAGCGGAAGGCUGGAGGCCUGAGGGGUUGCCCCGAGAACGUGGGUGAUGGAUGCAGAGGUGCCCCGAGUGCCCACUCCCCCGAGCCCCUUGGCCCAGGCACCCCAAGAGGAAGACGACCAGGAGGCGGAGGUCGCCACCAUGAUCCUGGAGGACAGCUCUUGGGUCCAGGAGGCGGUGCUGCAGGAGGACGGCCCCGGGUCCGAGCCCUUCCCCCAGAACGCUGGCAAGGGCGGCCCCAGCGAGGAGGUGGCCGUGGGGCCGCAGGGCGCGCUGGGCCGCCUCCGAGAGCUCUGUCGGCGCUGGCUGAGGCCGGAGGUGCACACCAAGGAGCAGAUGCUGACCCUGAUGCCCCGGGAGAUCCAGGCCUGGCUGCAGGAGCACAGGCCCGAGAACAGCGAGGAAACGGUGGCCCUGAUGGAAGGCUUGACCCAGAGCCUUCGGGACGGUGAUUUUGAGAUCCAGAGUGAAAACGGGGAGAACUCUAACCAAGACUUGUUUGAGAAUGUGGAAUCCCCUGGGAUCUUCUCAGAAGCACCCGAAGGGGAAGGCGUUCGGCAGUGUGACUGGGAGAGUGACUCUGAGAGAGACUGUGGCUCCGGGGGUCCCCGGGGAAAGGCCUCCAGCGAAGACCGCAGGGCUGUGCCGUCCCAGGGCCGGGAAGCCGAACAGCUCAUCGGCCUGCAGGGCACCUACCUGGGCGAGAGGCCCUACGAGUGCCCCCAGUGUGGGAAAACCUUCAGCCGGAAAUCCCACCUCAUCACGCACGGGCGCACCCACACGGGAGAGAAGUCCUACAAGUGCGACGAGUGCGGGAAGAGCUUCAGCGACGGCUCCAACUUCAGCAGGCACCAGACGACGCACACCGGGGAGAGGCCUUACAAGUGCCGGGACUGCGGGAAAAGCUUCAGCCGGAGCGCGAACCUCGUCACCCACCAGAGGAUCCACACGGGCGAGAAGCCCUUCCAGUGCGCCGAGUGCGGCAAGAGCUUCAGCAGGAGCCCCAACCUCAUCGCCCACCAGCGCACCCACACGGGGGAGAAGCCCUACUCCUGCCCCUUGUGCGGCAAGAGCUUCGGCAACCGGUCCAGCCUGAACACGCACCAGGGCAUCCACACCGGGGAGAGGCCCUACGAGUGCAAGGACUGCGGCGAGAGCUUCAGCUACAACUCCAACCUCAUCCGGCACCAGAGGAUCCACACGGGGGAGAAGCCGUACCGGUGCCCCGACUGCGGGCAGAGGUUCAGCCAGAGCUCGGCCCUCAUCACCCACCGCAGGACCCACACGGGGGAGAAGCCCUACCAGUGCGGCGAGUGCGGCAAGAGCUUCAGCCGCAGCUCCAACCUGGCCACCCACCGCCGGACCCACCUGGCGGAGAAGCCCUACAAGUGCGGCGAGUGCGGGAAGAGCUUCAGCCAGAGCUCCAGCCUCAUCGCCCACCAGGGGGUGCACACGGGCGAGAAGCCCUACGAGUGCCUGACCUGCGGCGAGAGCUUCAGCUGGAGCUCCAACCUCAUCAAGCACCGGCGCACCCACACGGGCGAGAGGCCCUACGCGUGCGGCGAGUGCGGCAAGGCCUUCGGCCAGCGCUCCCAGCUGGCGGUGCACCGGCGCACCCACACGGGCGAGAGGCCCUACGCGUGCCUCCUGUGCGGCAAGAGCUUCAGCCGGGGCUCCAUCCUGGUCAUGCACCAGAGGGCCCACCUCGGGGACAAGCCCUACAGGUGCCCCGAGUGCGGGAAGGGCUUCAGCUGGAAUUCGGUGCUCAUCAUACACCAGCGGAUCCACACCGGGGAGAAGCCCUACAAGUGCCCCGAGUGUGGCAAAGGGUUCAGCAACAGCUCCAAUUUCAUCACGCACCAGAGAACUCACACGAAAGAGAAACUCUGAUGACGUGGCGGAAAGGAAAAGGGAGGGGGCGGGGCUAGCCCAGGAAGGGGAGCUGUCCCCCGGCGCCCCAAGCAAGGCUGUCUCAUUCGAAGAGCCAUUCUUCCCCGUAAUGGUCUUUGGGGUUUCGUGCCAGAAUCUCACCACUGCUCAUCCUCAUGCCUAGGAUCCCAUCGUCUUAGUGGUCGGAGCCAAACCCCAAGAACAGUGUAGGACUGGAAGGUCGGAGAGUUGGGUCUUUUUCUUUUUUUAAAAAAAAAAAAAUAUUUUUUUAAUUAAUUUUUUUACAGAGAGGAAGGGGAGAAGGAUAGAGAGCCAGAAACAUCGAUGAGAGAGAAACAUCCGUCGGCUG